CGAGUCUGUUAGAGGAUGGCACCUGCAGCUGCUGGUGGUAAAGUCUUCCUGUACCUCACAGAAGAAGGGAAAUCAAAGACAACCUGCAGCAGGGGCAAUCCUUCUGGUAGAUUCCCCACCACAGCGCCUCGCUUUGCGGCCAUCACCGUGAGGGGAAAGCGGUUAGCGCCGCUUGGCCUGGUCCCUUUCGUGAGAGGUCCUACUGAGGAAGAACCCUGUCACAAGCACCACUUUGAGCAGGACGCCCAAGUUGUGCAUUAGGGCCCCGCCCCGGCCCCGCCCCGGCCCCUCCGGCAGGCAGGCAGGCAGGCAGGCCGGCCCCCGUGUCGUGCCAGGCUUCUGCGCUUUGCGGCUCGCUCCCUGGCGGGAGAGGCGGAACGGGAGGCGGAGAGUGGCAGCAGAGUGUCGGAAAAAGACCUCCCAGCGCCAGAGUGCGCUUUACGGCCCAGCGGCUGUGCACGUCAACAGCUAUGGCGGAAGGGGAAGCGGUGCCGCCGCCGCUGUCGUGCAGCUGGGAAAAAGAUCUUGCAGACGCUCUAGAAGAAGGAGGCUGUGAUCUGGAAACUGUCAGAAGCAUCAUUCAAGGAAGGCCAUUGCCUGCUGAUCUGAGGGUCAAAGUCUGGAAGAUUGCACUUAAUAUUGUAGGAAAGGGGGACAGCCUAGCAUCCUGGGAUGGUUCUUUAGACCUACCUGAACAAAGUAUCAUUCAUAAGGAUUGCCAAGAGCUAAUUGACCAUCUGUCAGUGCCAGAAGAGGAGAAGUCAGUAUUGCUUUUGGAUAUUGAGUCUGUUAUUACAUUUUAUUGUAAAUCACGUAAUGUUAUAUACAGCUCUUGCCUCGGCUGGAUACAUCUACUAAAACCUCUGGUGCACCUUCGUUUGCCACGCAGUGAUUUGUACAACUGCUUUUAUGCCAUCAUGAAUAAAUUCAUUCCAAGAGAUUGUUUUAUGAAGGGAAGACCAUUUCAUCUAUUUAGACUGCUUCUUCAGUACCACGAACCUGAACUCUGCUCUUUUCUUGAUACUAAGAAGAUGACUCCAGACUCAUAUGCACUCAACUGGCUUGGAAGCCUCUUCUCAUAUUACUGUUCAGCUGAAGUCACUCAGGCAAUAUGGGAUGGAUACCUACAACAAGCAGAUCCAUUUUUUAUUUAUUUCUUAAUGUUAAUCAUCCUUGUCAAUGCAAAAGAUGUUAUCUUAGCACAAGAAUUGGAUAAAGAAGAAAUGAUAAAAUUCUUAGAAACUUCACCAGCCAAUCUCAAUUUAGAGGAUAUAGAAGAUCUCUUCUCCUUGGCACAGUAUUACUGUAGCAAAACUCCAGCUUCUUUCAGGAAGGACAACCACAGUCUCUUUGGCAGCAGCUUGCUGGGCCUCAAAGAUGAUGAUACAGACUUGAGCCAGGCUCUCUGUCUAGCGGUUUCUGUGUCUGAGAUUCUUCAAGCAAAUCAGCAACAAGGAGAAGGAGUAAGGUUCUUUGUAGUGGACUGUCGUCCUGCAGAGCAAUACAAUGCUGGGCAUUUAUCAACAGCAUUUCAUUUGGACUCAGAUUUGAUGCUUCAAAACCCAUCAGAAUUUGCACAGUCUGUAAAAUCCCUGUUAGAAGCACAAAAACAAUCUAUCGAGUCUGGUUCCGUAGCUGGUGGGGAACACCUCUGCUUCAUGGGAAGUGGUAGGGAAGAAGAAGAUAUGUAUAUGAACAUGGUGCUAGCACACUUCUUACAGAAAAAUAAGGAGUAUGUAAGCAUUGCCAAAGGAGGAUUUAUGGCCCUCCAGCAGCACUUAGCAGAUAUCAAUGUGGAAGGACCAGAAAAUGGAUAUGGCCACUGGAUCGCUAGUACCUCAGGCUCAAGAAGUAAUACAAACUCUUCUGUUGAUGGCGAUUCUCCUAAUGGUUCAAGUGAUGGAAAAGGAGUGAAGUCCCUGGUAAAUAAAAUGACGGUUGCUUUGAAGACUAAAUCUGUGAAUGUGAAAGAGAAAGUCAUCAGUUUUAUUGAAAAUACAUCUACUCCAGUGGACAGAAUACCUUUCAAUAUUCCCUGGCCAGACAGAGCAAGCCUGGAGCGACACGUUAGCAGCAGCGACAGAGUGGGAAAACCCUACCGCGGUGUGAAACCAGUGUUCAGCAUUGGAGAUGAAGAAGAAUAUGAUACUGAUGAAAUUGACAGCUCCUCAAUGUCAGAUGAUGAUCGAAAAGAAGUCGUCAACAUCCAGACAUGGAUUAAUAAACCUGAUGUGAAGUAUAACUUCCCCUGUAACGAAGUAAAAGAAAAUGGACAUAUGUUUCCCAGUCAUCUCCUAGUAACAGCAACUCAUAUGUACUGUUUGAGAGAGAUUCCUUCACGAAAGGGACUGGCUUACAUACAGUCUCGGCAGGCACUCAACUCUGUAGUCAAAAUCACAUCCAAGAAGAAACACCCGGAACUGAUCACCUUUAAGUAUGGAAAUAGCAAUACUUCAGGCAUAGAAAUUCUGGCAGUUGAAAGGUAUUUGAUUCCAAAUGCAGGUGAUGCUACCAAAGCCAUAAAGCAACAGAUCAUGAAAGUAUUGGAUGCCUUGGAGAGUUAAUAAAUACAGACUUUGUAAAGAACAGUUUAUAAAGAAGAAACAACCAAGAUACUGUAUGUGGACACAAGCUGACUGUUUCCUAACUGAAUACUAACUUGAGAAUUUUUUCUGUUUCCUGAUGGGAGUGCCUGAGUAGCAGGCCUAAGAUAGGGUAAAUUAUUAUCAGUUUCUGAACAGGAUUUUAAAACCUUUUUUAUUACUUUUUUUGUUGUUGUUUUGAAAAAAUGUUUAUUAUACUGGUCAGUUUGUUUCUUUUUUAAUGCAGCCAUAAUGAGUGAUCUGCAUCUUUGCAAGUGAAAAUGCAGCUGAGUUCACAUUUAAUGUGUUAAAGGCAUUUUGAAGCAGUGUCAGGUAUUGAAAAGCAGUUGAAAACAAUGGUUUUUAAAUUACUGUCCCUUCAAAGUAAAUUGGCUCCAUUACCUACACUCUAUAAAUUUGACUUUGCCUACUGUGUAGUAUCAAGGACUGAUUAAAAGCUUAGGUUUAUGAGCAGAGCAGAUAAAAUUCUUAGAAAUACUGGUUAUUUCACAUUAAAAAUGGUUAAGUUCAACUUGGACUGCAGAUAAAUGAAAAAAAAAAUGCAAGUGGUUUGUAAAAUUAACUUCAAGAAUGCUUAUCUGCUGCUAGGUCUACAUAAUUGGAAUGGGUGGUAAAGAUAUUCUUAACUACCAAAACUUACUAUGCACUAUAAGCUUUUACUACAGGAUUCUGUUUUUUUAAAUUUUUAAUUAUGUAUUUUUUUACAUUUCCUAGCUUGAGGCUGUUCCUGUUGUAAGGAUGAGUGUGUGCAUUGAAAUGGAGAUUAAUGCUUCAUGACAGAAUAUGACAGAUGAAAACAGGCUAACUUGCUUCACAGAAACAAAAUGUCAAAGAUAAAAAUCAGACCUUUUAAAACAUUCACUUGAGCACAGAAGUGUGCUCAUCAAAAGUGUGUUCAGCAUGAGAAUCAGCACAUACAAAAAGUGAAGGUAUUCAAGUCCAAUAUACUUGUGACAAAUGUAUUCAUUAGCUUGUUUGGUUGGGUUUUAAUUAACACCUUCCAAAUUAGUUUGAGGGAUGGCAGCCCUGUGAUUGUUUAUCAGCAGCUUUCCACUUGUUCCAGGAAUGAUUCUUUUGUUUAAAAGCUCAGUACAGGAAUAUCUUUGUAGCUGAGGCACAACAUCUUUGUAGGCUGAUGUGGAAAUUACCAAAAAAAAAAAGGUGAAAGAAACACUAGCUUUGCUGUGUGAAGUCUUCUGAGUGUUUGAAUCAAGGUGUGUGAAUUGGUACAUCUUUGGGAGGUAAAAUAAACUGAACUGACCUUUAUAAGAAACAGAUAUUCUAAGUUAUUUUACUAGGAAUCAAGCUAGGGCACUUUAAUUCUGGAACUAAUUCCUUUUUUUUUUCCCCUUAGUAUCUAAGUAAACCAAUAGAACUUGAACUGUUGAAAAUAGUUGCAUGAAAUUGCACCUGGGCCAACACUCAUGUAUUUAUAGUUUUGCCCAGCAGCUGUUGUAUUACAUUUUCCUCUUCUCACUCCCUUCUGAAAAUAUCCCAAAGAGUCUCUGACUCUGUGCCUACUUCAGCAAUGAGAUUUUUUUCAUGUAAAGAUGUUUGUGUUACUGUUUAUAAACUACAACUGUAAAUAAACCCGUACAGUUUGAACAUAA
Molecule: messenger RNA, 4213 nt
Organism: Pogoniulus pusillus (Red-fronted tinkerbird)
Lineage: Eukaryota; Metazoa; Chordata; Aves; Piciformes; Lybiidae
Gene: TBC1D23
Product: TBC1 domain family member 23
Exons: 19
Coding region: 471-2564 (697 amino acids)
Biological process (GO): retrograde transport, endosome to Golgi; embryonic brain development
Cellular component (GO): trans-Golgi network
Source: RefSeq, a predicted model, not a curated record